UAAGCUCCGUGGAGGUGUUUAUUCCUACAACAACAAGAGGCAAAAUGUUACGUAGAAAAGCAAAAAAAAUUGCCAUGGAAAGGUUCAACUGUACAUCUGUACCUGAAUAUUUUUUUCGAAAUUUCGCCUGACUGUCACUUCCAUCAAAGAGAAUAAUAUUUAAAUUGGCGCGAGAAUCGUGUGAAUGACACAACAAAACUAGUAUUGACCGGAAUAGGUAAUGUGAAACAAGCAGUUGCGUGUCGUGGUAUAAACCAUCGAUAAAAUUAGAGUGUGUUUAAACAACAAAACAACAAACUAAAAAAUCCCAAUGAAAAUGUGAAUAUUUUUCAAAAUUAGUUAUGAUUUUUUCAACGAACGUGUGAGCAAAAGUGUGUGGAAUUUUCCAAAAAUGGGCGAAAUGUCAAACGAAAUGAAUUGUGAACAGCAAAAGUAAAUUGAGCAUGUCGAUUCCAUAAGAAUUGAGCCGAAAAACUUGAGACACAAAAAAAAAGUUGUUCAGUGAACAUCGCGUGUUGAAGUCCGUGCAGUUGUGUCGCAAAAAAUGUGUUCUAAUACGGCUCAUUGUGCACCGACGGCAUCACAAAAAAUAUGCACAGCCGGUAUGACAAUAAACAAAAACAUGAAUCUGUCCCGUUCUACCCUUAUUGUCAGCUGAUGAACCAUUUUUCUAUUCUGUGUGUAUGUGUUAGUGAGAGAAGGGCCCAUUACGCUCGUACGAUGCCGGCGUCAUUGAAACCAGAGCAUCUCACACAGCAUCUCACACAUAUACAUGCGCAUUGCGCAAGUUACUUUCAUCGUCCGAUCUCGCACUUAUACAUUUACGUUAAUGACGAUUAUGUUGAUGUUGAUUGUGUGCUGUGCUUUGUGGGGACUUUUAGUCGUGCAAAAAUAACCAUAGUGACAACAACGAAACAAAAAAAAUUUGCUACCAAACACCAUGGCAGAAUACCGUUCCGGGAAAAACAAUUUCGACGAAUACUGUUGGAAAUGUCACAAAACCGAGCCGGGUCUAUUUUGUACAGAAUGCGAACGAGCAUUUCACAUUUCGCCGGCCUGUUCAAAAUCAAAAGCAAUGACUGCCGAAGCGCAGAGUUUAUGGAGAUGUCCCGAAUGCAUCAAUUUUGAAAGAGAUCGCGUUGAAAGCCAAAUGGAUCAGCCGUAUUUGAAUCGGGUUUUGGGUCUUGUUGCCGACGGGCUUCUUGCAGAUGAAUAUCUAUGCAGCAAACUUCUGAACAUUGAUUUCUCGGACGUCGAUGAAACCGUAUUCCAUCCACUGGAUCUGGCAAAAAUCAAGGACAAAACCACGAAGCAGCAAUAUCGAUGCAUUGCAGAAUUCUCGGCCGAUAUUAAGUGGAUUGAGCACAAUGUCAAAGCACACUUGUCACGACGUGACAAAGAUGCCGUGGAUAAGACAAAAUGGUUAGUGGAUUACACAAAUGAAGAAAUGGCAUCCAUUCGUAUGUGUUCCGAGUGCUACUGUGAAGCGAACCAAAGACCAGAUAAUUGGAUGGUUCGGCCUUGUCAAAAGCCCCACUUAUUGGUGUGGGCUAAACAAAAGGGAUACCCAUAUUGGCCAGCCAAAUUAUGUACUGUUGACGACACAGUUGUUGGCCGUCCAAUGGUCGACAUCUAUUUUUUCAGUGAAAAUAACAAGCGAUCAAGAUUAUCGGCCACCAACUGUCGAAUCUAUUCGGAAGAAAAUCCUGGCAACGUUGACUCACACCAGGAUGCAUUAAAACUCGCAAUUUAUCAAGCCGACGAGUAUCGAAAAAAUCUCAUCUUUAAAUUCGGUUCUUUUCAUUUUGGACCAAAAAACGGACGGCUAGAUGUAAGAAAUUUGGAGCGUCACUUAUAUGAAAUGAUUCCCGGGGCAUGGAAACAAUUAGGCCAUGAAUAUGCUCCCAAACCAAUAUCGAAAGAACGCCGACAAACGAUCGCAUCGGUGAAAGGAUUGUCAUCAAGUGUUGGCAACGUACACUCUCGUCGUAAAUCGAUUGCUGCGAACACCCGACGAUUAAGUCAAACUAUUUCCAUGGACAAUAAGAAAUUGUCGAUGAACGAAGCCACAACAAGUUUUGAUCAUAGCUCAUUGCGAAUUGCCAAACCGAAGAAGCAAAAAAUUUACGAUAAUUUGUCAAUCAGCUCGCACAAAACAGUUAACCCACCGGCACCAAUUACUUCAACGAAUGUGGUGCGUCCUUUUGAAGUUCCAGCAGGCCAAAAGGCACGAAAGACAUUCCCAAAUACACCACACUUCAUUCCAACUGUAAAAAUUCCGAUCGUACCAUCAGCACGGGUUGAAGUCAAGCAAGAAACAAAAUUGUUUGAAAAGCGAGGCGAUUCGUACUUGAAAAGCGAGGUAAAGAGCGACGUGGAUAGCGAUGUGGUGAUUAAGGAGAUUCCAUCGCAAACGAUGACAGUCGAUUCAAGUUCCAUGUUCGCUAUUCAAAAUGCCGUGAUCGAACAAAGCACGCUUCAAAUGACCGAAUGUAUUCGUUCAUCGUUGCAAUCAACAUUGAUGAACUUUCGCGACAUUCCAUUGUUAUCAAAUAAAAUGUUGCAAGAAGAGAUCGAUCAGUUACGCAUAAAGAACGAUUUAUUGACGCUGGAAAAUCGCAAUAUGAAGAGCAUUUUGGAUCAACACAAUGAAUGUAUUGAGCAUGAAGCCGAUUUGAUGACACAAAUUGAAGGUCUGAAUGCGAUCAUCGAUCAAUUUAAAGCCGAAAAUGAACGGUUGAAACGUGAUUUGGAGAGAAGCGAUCUUAAGAGGAAGAAACAAUGGUGCGCCACAUGUGACAUGCCCGGCAGCCGAUACUACUGCAGCAAACCAUGUGAAGAUUUGGCCAUGAGUUUAAACAAGAAAUAAGAUUUUUUCAUCUCAUACCAAAACGCCUUCUCAUCGUACACCAGAACACCCAAUCAAAUAUCAAUGACCGACUUCAAUCCAAUACAAAUUCCCACCAUACACGAUUUUUCUUAUUAAGAAUUAAAAAGAAUUUUUAGAAUUAAUAAAAACUUGAAUUACAUUUUCAUGAAAAAAUGUAUAAGAAUUUAUUAUUAGUUAGAUUUAUAAGAAACAAAUUCUGUAAUAUCAUGUGACAGGGCCACAAUGCUCAUUUGUGAGCAAAAGAAUUGUCUACUACGAUAUUCCAAUUCAUUAAAUUCCACCAAAACCAAUUUGGUUUUAUUAAGACUA
Messenger RNA from Contarinia nasturtii (swede midge), 3199 nucleotides. RefSeq lists its product as uncharacterized. Bases 941 to 2869 code for a protein of 642 amino acids. Gene Ontology annotation, molecular function: protein binding. NCBI's taxonomy places the organism in Eukaryota, Metazoa, Arthropoda, Insecta, Diptera, Cecidomyiidae. The record is from RefSeq and is a predicted model, not a curated record. The transcript is spliced from 10 exons.